CAGCACUGUCUGCAACACCUGUUUAACUCCGGUCGUUAAAAGUCCAUAUCAUUGUCAUUAAAACAUCAAUUCCCAGUAUUCAUUGCGCGCGUGUUUGUGUCCUUCUCUACGGUAAUGGUAACCGAAGGCUCGCUGGGAACUAGAGUCUCUUCUCCGCAUCUCCCAUUUUCCACAGGUUUCGCGAGAUUUACAUAGGCGGGUUGGUGUGUGGCAACAUUUCUCUGCCAGACGAACUGACCGAUACUGAUAUGAAAUCAGCGUAAAGUAGCCUUUGAAUUUCUGGAGGCAUGUCCAAGAAAAGGGGCAGACACGCAGACCUGCAUGUUCAUCCUGUUUUACCAGAAAGCGGAGUAGCGGGGAGCUGAGUGACACAUUGACCCCGGACCCCAACAGCAUUCUGGGAGUCCGUAUUCAACAUAACUGGCGCGAGAAGGGGAACCAGAGCAAAUGGAAGGGAACGGUACUCGACAGGCUUAGUGUGAACCCUUCUCUCUUCAUGGUGAAGUAUGACGGCUUUGACUGCGUCUACGGCAUUGAGCUGUUCAAAGACGAGAGAGUGUCGAACCUACAAGUCCUGUCAGAAAAAGUUGUAAACAACAAGAUCAAGAUACCUCCAGGGGCGGAGGAGCUGGUGGGCAAAGCUGUGGAGCAUCUGUUUGAAAAGGAGGACGGAGAGAAGAAUGAGUGGAGAGGCAUGGUCCUCUCCAGAGCGCCAAUCAUGACCAACUGGUAUUAUAUCACUUAUGAAAAGGACCCCGUUCUUUAUAUGUACCAGCUGUGGGACGACUACGCUGACGGAGACCUCAGGAUUCUGCCUGAAGCAGAAAACAAGCACCUGUUGCCUGCAGACAGGAAGCCAGGAGAAGAGACGGAGAGUCUGGUGGGGAAACAAGUGGAGUAUGUUACUGACAAGGGUGUUAAGAGAACAGGCCUGGUCAUCUACCAGGUCCCAGCCAAGCCCUCUGUCUACUAUAUUAAAUAUGAUGAUGACUUUCAUAUCCACGUCUAUGACCUGGUCAAAACCACCUAGAGAUAGUGGACACUUUAUCUCACUCUCCAGCCUCCGUCCAUCUGCUUUGGUUCCACUCAUUGUUAUAAUAAUGUUAUUCAAAGCCAUGGCAGGGUUUGAAUAGUUAAAAUGCUUUAUUGUUCAGAAGAAAGUGCAAUCUGUUUUUUCAUAUGCACAGCAGAACUGUAGCACCGCUAUGCUUGGCUAUUUCGAGGAGAGGGAGUCAACUUGUUUUAUUGUUGCUGCUCUACUUUAUACUUUAAGUUAGGACAGUCAAAGAUUGCACUGCCCAACAGCUGCGAAGUGCAGUUGUUACUGCAUUUGCAUUGUUGUCUCUGAGAUACUCACUGAUCUGUCCUUAAAGUAAUUCUUUUAAUUAAAUCCCAGUAUGACUAAAUAAGUUGCUCAAAAUAUCCUUUUGAAGCCAUUUUUCUUUGGAUCAUCUAAAUAGCUAGUAAACAUGAUAUACACAUUAUGUUUGGGAUAGAUGUCUUCCACUGAGGCAUUCAUUGAAUUAAAUGGGCCGAUAAAUACAUGUACUGUAUUUAUCUAACCAUAUCAUCAAAUUUAGUGUUAGUUCUGGAAGGGACGAAUGGAAGCAGCGUUGUCAAAUCACCUGAAUGGGGCCCUUAUAUUUUCAAAAGCCUUUUACUUUUACUAUUAAUUAUGCUCAUGUGGAAAUAUACUCCUGCACCUUUGCACCAUGUUUAGUGUGGUGUCAGAUCCUUUGUACUGGUGAUGAAGAUGCAGUUUGCUAAAUUCUCAUUUCAAUUUGACCCCACAUAAAUCAUAAAGUGCCUUCUGGCUUGUCAUUCUGCAAUAUUGUACAUACUCUAUCUCCAACUAUCUACGCUUUCAAUGAAUCAUUGCGUAUGAAGGCUGCUAUUUGGUUUUCAUUCAGAAGUGGUGACACUGACAGCUUGAGGAAAGUUUUGCAACCAUCAGUUUAUAUUAGAGCAGUGUUUUGCCCUUAAUGCAGUAUGAAAAUGUUCUUUAAACAUAACACACAUCAUCCUUGGUUGUAUAAUCUCACUGUUGAUAUUGUGGGGAGCACUUUAUUGUAUAAAGUUUACAUGUUUAGGUUAUGGUACGCUACAUAGUUUUCCCCAAAAUGCUUUUUCCUAAAGAGUAAAUGUGGCAGAAUAAAUGCUUUAUAUCACACGCAUGAAGAAAAAACAAAACAAAAACAAAACUUGUUGCAAUACAGAUGACAGUAUUUAAUAUGUACAACUUGUGUAAAAUGCCUUGUAAUGUUGCCUGUCGUGAUUACUCUCAUUUAUAUGAAUAUCUCAUCAAAACACCACCAGCUUUUAGUAAAAGGGUCAUUAAUAUACAUAAAUUAUAAACUGAAUAUUUAAGGUAUAAUCAACUGACAAGCCAGUUUGACAGUAACUAAUUCUGGUUCUAGUCUUUGUAACUUUGUCUCGCAAACACGACAUGUAUGCUUGCAGUAUGGAUUUCAUCCCAACUCUGUCACUAGUAUGUCCUAGUUGCUGAAUUGGUCUUGGCCUUCCUCAGCCUUCUUCGGGUCAUUCAGUGUAUCCCUCAGUAAACUAGUCAAUCUGUAAAUAUACUGUUAUUUUUAGCUGUCAAAACUCUGCAUGCAUCAUCUGAACAGAGUGCCUGGAGAUUUUCAAACCUUAUUUUGACAGAGAAGUGACAAUGGGUGGCAGAAUCAGUACUGUUUGUUUAUCUGACCUAAAAAAAAAAAAAAAUAAAUAAAAAGGUUAACACUGUACAUCACCGCUAGUGGUGCUGUGGAGUGUUUCUGUGUUGUGUAAAGUGGAGUUACAAACGACUGUGUGCGCUCUUCAUGCUUUUCGCCUCCUCCUGUUCUCAAGUUGUAGCAGUGUCAACAGGCCAUUGGUGUCAUUAUUCUGUCAUGAGUAAUAAAGAUUUUUGCACAUUU
Messenger RNA from Siniperca chuatsi (mandarin fish), 2918 nucleotides. Its product is annotated as spindlin-W-like. Gene Ontology annotation, biological process: gamete generation. Lineage: Eukaryota; Metazoa; Chordata; Actinopteri; Centrarchiformes; Sinipercidae. The record is from RefSeq and is a predicted model, not a curated record. The coding region runs from base 497 to 1030 and encodes 177 amino acids. The transcript has 5 exons.